Merops nubicus (carmine bee-eater) is the source of this 663-nucleotide messenger RNA. Its product is annotated as AMME syndrome candidate gene 1 protein-like. Gene Ontology annotation, cellular component: nucleus. The record is from RefSeq and is a predicted model, not a curated record. The transcript is spliced from 6 exons. The annotation marks the transcript as partial. NCBI's taxonomy places the organism in Eukaryota, Metazoa, Chordata, Aves, Coraciiformes, Meropidae.
CUGAUAGUAGUGGAGGAAGAUUCUUAUUUUCCAUGCAGCCAGCUUGACUUUUUAACUCUAUCUGUGCUUCUGGAGCUGCUCCCUUCCUUAAAGGCAACCUUUGGAACCUGCUGCUUCCCAGAUGCUGGUGUGAGCCCACUGUUUGUAACGUGGAAGAUCGGCCGAGAUAAACGAUUGCGUGGAUGCAUAGGUACUUUUUCCGCCAUGAACCUGCAUUCAGGACUCAGGGAGUACACACUUACUAGUGCCCUUAAAGAUAGUCGUUUCCCCCCAAUGACGAGGGAUGAGCUGCCCCGGCUUUUCUGCUCAGUGUCUCUACUCACUAACUUUGAAGAUGUAUGUGACUACAUGGACUGGGAGGUGGGUGUCCAUGGCAUUAGAAUAGAGUUCAUCAAUGAAAAAGGAUCAAAACGCACGGCCACCUACCUCCCGGAGGUUGCAAAGGAGCAAGGAUGGGACCACAUUCAAACCAUAGAUUCCUUACUGAGGAAAGGAGGCUACAAAGCUCCAAUUACUAAUGAAUUCAGGAAAACAAUAAAGCUAACCAGGUACCGUAGUGAGAAGAUGACGAUGAGCUACACAGAGUACCUUGCCCAUCGUCAGCAUCAUCACUUCCAAAAUGGUAUUGGGCACCCCCUUCCACCAUACAACCAUUAUUCCUGA